ACUAAAAUUAGUUAAUUGGUUUCCAUCCCCUACACUAGGGAAUAAAUCUUUAUACUAGAAGGCGUGUGCACAUUAUUAAUCAGAUUCAAAGCUUGGGAUAGAUAUCUCUAACAGGUUCCUUCAACGCCCUCUACUGCACGUGUCGUGCGUGCUCUGUGACCUUUCCCCACCUGUUGUGGAAUCUGGUGUGGCCUGUGGCCUUGUUCCUGCUGAGAUGCUUCAAAGCCUUAAUAAGAAUGUCUGGGUUCCCAUGAAACCCUACUAUAGCCAGGUUUACCAGAAAAUUUGGAUAGGAAUGGGGUUAACGACUUUCAUCUUUUAUAAAAUCAGGAGAGCUGAUAAAAGAAAUAAAGCAUUGAGAGGCUCCAGUUCUGCACUUGCCCAUCAUUAGCUGCUCCCUGAGUGGACUCAAGAUCAAUCACGUAGACUAAGAUUAAGCAAGCGCUGUUAGAUAGAAACACGGAACAUCACUAUACACUUGUCUAAGUACCGUUCACAAUGUGGCAUUAAUAAAUCUUUGUGAGAAGCAU
Messenger RNA from Psammomys obesus (fat sand rat), 530 nucleotides. RefSeq names its product ATP synthase subunit ATP5MJ, mitochondrial-like. Gene Ontology annotation, cellular component: mitochondrion. The transcript has a single exon. Bases 215 to 391 code for a protein of 58 amino acids. NCBI's taxonomy places the organism in Eukaryota, Metazoa, Chordata, Mammalia, Rodentia, Muridae. The record is from RefSeq and is a predicted model, not a curated record.